AUGGAAACUGGCGCACAGGAGGAGAAAAAGCAAGCUGACAUGCAGCCAGUUGCAGCCAAAUUACCACUGAGCCACAGAACACCGUUUUCUGUGGAGGAUAUUUUGGAUCCCACAAAAUUUACAAGAAAAAACAUCUGUACAGAAGAUUCUGCAGCUACAGGAUCUUCACACAGAGAUGAGCUCAGAGAGAAACAGCAUCCUCCAUCAGGUGGAGGCUGCAGCCCAGAGGAGAAGCUUCAGGGGUCAAAGGCCAAAAGCCGACGGGUCCGCACCGCCUUCUCUCUAAGGCAGCUGCAGAUCCUGGAGCACAGCUUCCAGAGGUGCCACUACCUGUCUGUGCUGGAGCGCCACACCAUCGCCUCGGCCCUCUGCCUCUCCGAAACUCAGGUGAAGAUCUGGUUUCAGAACAGACGCACCAAAUGGAAGAAGGAGCGUCUCCCAGGGAGGGAGGUGGAGGAGGAGCAGCAGCUGCACGGCUUCACGUCACUUCCUGCCGUCUGCUCGUCUCUGACCUACAGUCCUCUUUACUGCCAGCAGCGCACGCCGCUCCAGCUGUUUGCACCUCUGCCGCUGGUGCCUCAUCAUCAUUAUUACACAUGA
This is a messenger RNA of Scomber scombrus (Atlantic mackerel), 600 nucleotides long. It is a transcript of the gene pnx, whose product is annotated as posterior neuron-specific homeobox. Gene Ontology annotation, biological process: central nervous system development; regulation of DNA-templated transcription; neuron differentiation. The transcript has 3 exons. NCBI's taxonomy places the organism in Eukaryota, Metazoa, Chordata, Actinopteri, Scombriformes, Scombridae. The record is from RefSeq and is a predicted model, not a curated record. Gene Ontology annotation, molecular function: DNA binding; DNA-binding transcription factor activity, RNA polymerase II-specific. Bases 1 to 600 code for a protein of 199 amino acids.